Molecule: messenger RNA, 1078 nt
Organism: Sabethes cyaneus
Lineage: Eukaryota; Metazoa; Arthropoda; Insecta; Diptera; Culicidae
Product: epoxide hydrolase 3-like
Exons: 6
Coding region: 50-1078 (342 amino acids)
Molecular function (GO): hydrolase activity
Source: RefSeq, a predicted model, not a curated record
AUCAUUACUACCACUAUCAUUGCCAUUGUAAUCACAACCUGUACCGGCAAUGAUUGGCUUCGGUACGGCACUGCGAUUUGUGUUCAUCCAUCUGUUCUGCUUGUUCUACACAGCUAAAGUGCUGCUGCACAUAGCUGUUAGAUAUUUGACCGAACCGCGGGCCGAGUUCUGGUAUGUCAAAAAACGGCCACAUCCGCCGCCCUGCCUGCAGAACCACGAUUACGGCGUUAGCAACUACAUCACAGUCAAUGACGUCAAAUUGCACUACGUAGAAAAUGGAGAUCCAGCAAAGCCGCUCAUGUUGUUUAUUCACGGUUUUCCGGAGUUCUGGUUCUCAUGGCGCUAUCAGCUGAAAGAGUUUUCCAAAGAUUAUUGGGUCAUUGCAGUAGAUAUGCGAGGUUAUGGCGAUUCUGAUAAGCCAAAAGGACUGAAAUCAUAUCGCAUCGAGAACAUGGUUCAAGAUAUAAAAGAACUCGUACAUGAAUUAGGUCGCGAAAAGUUCACUCUGGUAGCGCACGACUGGGGUGCCGUGAUCGGAUGGGACUUUGUUGCUAAACAUAUGGACAUGCUGGAGAAAUACAUCUUAAUGGGAGCACCAUCCCGGAAAGUCCUGCGCGAGUUAAUGAUGACAGACAAGGAACAAUUGAAGAUGUCCUGGUACACGUUUUUCUUCCAAAUGCCGUGUAUUCCGGAAAUUUAUUUUCGUAUAAACGACCUAGAAGCCUUAUAUGAAGUAUUUAGGAAGCACAACGAGCCCCAUGAACUGGAAGCUUACAAAUACACAUUCGCUCGAAAAGGAGCUCUUACCGAACCGAUUAACUAUUACCGUGCCAAUCUCACUGCUUCGCUGAAGACCGUUCGACCGCCUGCUAAUGUUCGGCAUGUGCCGGGACUUUAUCUGCUCGGUGAACAUGAUGCAUACAUCAGCCAGAAAUCCGGUCCGUUACAAAAGAAAGAAUUCAACAAUUUGGAAUUUCUUAUGGUGCCUAAAGUAUGCCAUUUCUUGCAACAGGCUGAUCCGGUAGCUGUGAAUUCAAUUAUGCGACAGUUUUUAAUACAUAGUGAACAUAAUGAAUGA